AUGAUCGAGAAAUUAAUUGUCAUUUCUUUGAUUUUAUCGAUAAGGUUCUUGGACGCUUCGCAUUUUCGUGGCGGUACAAUUACAUGGCGCCCAUGGAAUGCUACACCAAGUGGUUCAUCUGCGAAUUUUCUCAUACGUGAAAGGUUCUCUUGGCGCCGUAGUUUUACCCCUGCGAUUUGUUACUGUGACGAUACAACUAUUGCUACGAAAGGUCUAAUAGGAGAGAGUGAUUUGCUCAGUUGCACAGCUGGUAGCUGCAGUGCUUGGACUCCUAUGAGUACAAGAACAUCUUGUACCGAUUACAGUACUAAGUUAGAUGUCAGCUCGGGCGAACGAUUUAACACAUCGAUAUUUCCACUCAAUAUUUCAUUCACCCUUUACUAUAGUAAUAAUGCUUGGCUUAAUGAACUUGUGCUAGGUGGUGGUAGUUAUUGGUUCAUUGCUUGUCGAGUGAAUACUGCUCUCAGACCAGAUGGAUAUCUUAACACAAGCCCUGUUGCUGUAACAAUUCCUAUUGUUUACAAAGAGAUCAACAUUCAGCAUGUUCAUGUCAUUCAAAUGUCGGAUUUUGAUGGUACAGACACACUCAGAUGUCGAUGGUCGAAUGCAUCAGGUAAUAUCAAUCAAUACGAUGAGUGCGGUGGAAUAUGUAUGGGUGUUCCUGGAGCUAGUCUCAUCUCAUCAAACUGUACAAUCGUAUUUACAUUAACAGUUGCAUACAAAUAUGCAGGUGUUGCAUUACAAAUCGAAGAUUAUUAUAGUGCUUCAUCCACAACGCCCAUGAGUUCAGUACCACUUCAGUUUCUUUUCUAUGGUUAUCCUACACCGUCAGGUUGUUCUAUACCACCGACUAUCAUUGGUGAUCGACCUAAUCGAGCAUGUAUUGGUACACCUAUUGGCUCGAAUGUUACCGAAUAUGUUAUUGUUCAAGUAGGCUGCACUGGACAAAGAAUUGUUGAAUUUGUCUCCACUUCUCCAAUUGGCAUGAAGAAAAGUGCAAUUCUAAAUCCAAGUGCAGGUAUUUAUCAGUUGAUUUUGAGUUGGAUUCCAACAGCUGAUCAAUACGGACCACAAUCAUUCUGUGCUGGAGCAGUUGAUAACUCGAGUCUUCAAUCGAAUCAAUGGUGCAUCACAUUCUUAGUUGGAUUCGAAUCACCUAAUGUAAUUCAACCAACGUUUGUUCAAGGUUCGGCAUCACCUAUCGGUACUGUCUUUCAAAACCAGACGACUUUCUCUAUUCAAACCACCAAGUCUGUGAAUCGGCCAACACGUAAUGGUACUUAUAUUUACUUUUGGGAUUCUACACUGGGUGGUACACUCGUUCAAAAAUAUGAUUGUGGUUGGGAACCGGAAGUCACAUAUACUGGAUUUACAACUAUUAUUCGUUUUCCUGUUGCACCAUGGAUUCGUGGGCAUUUCUAUUACGUGACAUUCGAUUAUGGUGUAGCAAGUGGAACUGAAUAUUGUGGACCUGAAUCACCAAAAAUAACUGAUCCAACAUUUUGGGUAUUCAAUAUAUGGGAUCCAGCACAUUCGUCCACGACAACUACAACAACUACUCCAAUGUCAACUGUUACGGUCACUACACGACCAACAUCGACAACCAGCAUCAAUACUCUUUUGACAACCACAGGUAUAGUUAUCACAACGACAACACCUGCUACAACUACCAGCCAGCCAUCCACGACGGCAUCUUUGGUUACAACAAUAGGUACAACUGUAUCAGUCGUGACAACCGAAGCUGAAAUAGUCGUUAUCUAUCCGACCGAUAUAGAAUCUGCAUGUAAAGGAUCCAUCAUCAUAGUCACUGUUGUUAUGAUGACAAUAAUGGGUGCUGUACAAGCAGUAGUAAUGUACGUGACAUUCACAAAAUUAUCGAACAUAUUCAAUCCGUCGAAUGUCAUCGGCAAAAGACGCCACAAAUUGCGAAUGAAGAGGAUCCUUGCGCCAAUGAAUUGA
This is a messenger RNA of Adineta ricciae, 1959 nucleotides long. The record is from the annotation of a GenBank genome assembly. NCBI's taxonomy places the organism in Eukaryota, Metazoa, Rotifera, Eurotatoria, Adinetida, Adinetidae.